GCAGCUUACCUCCAUCCCUGCAAGAUGUCUUGCUAUGACCUGUGCUCCACCUCUGCCUGCGGCGUCCUCCGCCCCCAGCCUCUCGCUGACAGCUGCAAUGAGCCGUGUGUCCGUCAGUGCCCGGACUCCACCGCUGUGAUCCAGCCACCCCCAGUCGUCGUCACCCUCCCUGGCCCCAUCCUCAGCUCCUUCCCCCAGAAUGCAGUUGUGGGAUCUGCUGGAGCUCCCGUCCUUGGAGCUUCUGGGGGCUAUGGGGGCUAUGGGAGUCUGUGGGGCUAUGGGGGCUAUGGCUAUGGGGGUCUCAAUGGCUAUGGGGGCUCCUCCCUGGGUUACAGGGGCCUCUAUGGCUACGGUAGACCCUACGGUGCUGGUUAUUGCAGCCCUUACUCCUCCUGGUCCAGCAGGUACAGCCGUGGCACCUGUGGACCCUGCUAAACACAACAAACCGCAUGAAGAAAAUAUGAGCAGAAACCCCAAAGUACAGAUUUACCUCUGAGCAGAUGAGUUGCGGCUUUAUGAAAGCACUCACAAAUCCCGUUCAGAGCAGAACACUCUGCAUGCACCCCUUUUUUCCCUUUGAAUUCUUUCCUGAUUUAUUCACGGGUUCAAUUCCUUGUUAUCUUCUACUUUAUCAUACUUGUGACUGGAUGCAAUGAGACAUUUAAGAGCGUCUUUCAAAAUGCAUUUGACUCUGACAUCUCAGACACACAUUCUUGAUACUGCAAUGUAUUUUUUUUUCUUUUCAUUCUCAUUAAAAUUC
Cuculus canorus (common cuckoo) is the source of this 760-nucleotide messenger RNA. RefSeq names its product scale keratin-like. The transcript has a single exon. Lineage: Eukaryota; Metazoa; Chordata; Aves; Cuculiformes; Cuculidae. Gene Ontology annotation, cellular component: intermediate filament. Gene Ontology annotation, molecular function: structural constituent of cytoskeleton. The record is from RefSeq and is a predicted model, not a curated record. Bases 25 to 435 code for a protein of 136 amino acids.